Molecule: messenger RNA, 11643 nt
Organism: Aspergillus oryzae RIB40
Lineage: Eukaryota; Fungi; Ascomycota; Eurotiomycetes; Eurotiales; Aspergillaceae
Exons: 2
Coding region: 1-11643 (3880 amino acids)
Biological process (GO): fatty acid biosynthetic process; secondary metabolite biosynthetic process
Molecular function (GO): phosphopantetheine binding; fatty acid synthase activity; 3-oxoacyl-[acyl-carrier-protein] synthase activity
Source: RefSeq, a predicted model, not a curated record
AUGGCCAAAGCAGAACCAAUUGCUAUUGUUGGGCGCAGCUGUAGAUUUCCUGGGGGUUCUUCUACCACAGCGCAACUAUGGAAGCUUCUCCUGGAGCCUCAGGACCUCUCCUCCGGGCCACCCUCAGGACGGUUCAACGCAGAUGCCUUCUACCACAAUGAUCCAAGACGCCCUGGAACAACCAACGCCGUCAAAUCCUACUUCCUUGAGGAACCAAUAGACCGAUUCGAUGCACCUUUCUUCAACAUCUCGAGAACCGAGGCUGAGAGUAUCGACCCCCAACAGAGAUUGCUAUUAGAAACUGUGUAUGAAGGCCUAGAGGCUGCCGGAUGUCGCCUUGAGGAUUUAUCAGGAUCCUCAACCGGGGUCUUCUGCGGUGUCAUGUGUGAUGACUAUCGAAGCAUGGUCUUCCGGGACUUGGACACCCUUCCCCAAUACGCUGCGACGGGAACCUCCCAAGCAAUCGUCGCAAAUCGAAUCUCAUACUUCUUCAACCUCCGCGGGCCGUCGAUCACCGUGGAUACGGCAUGUUCCUCUAGUCUGGUAGCCGUACACUUAGCGGCAAGGGCAUUGGCAGACGGCGAUUGCCACCUUGCCGUCGCUGCUGGCACAAACCUGAUUCUGGCUCCCAAUGUCUUCCUGAGCGAGUCGAGUCUCAACAUGCUAAGUCCCACUGGUCACAGUCGUAUGUGGGAUGCAAAUGCAGACGGAUACGCUCGUGGUGAGGGCGUUGCUGCUGUGGUGAUGAAGCGGCUAAGCGAUGCAAUAAGGGAUGGCGAUCACAUUGAGUGCGUGGUGCGAGCGACUAAUGUGAACCAAGAUGGAAGAACGCCGGGUAUUACCAUGCCAUCUCCAGAGGCCCAGAAGGAUUUGAUCAUGAAAACAUAUUCGGACGCCGGAUUAGAUCCUCAGAACCGUCCCGAGGAUCGGUGUCAAUACUUCGAAGCUCAUGGCACUGGGACACGGGCCGGAGAUCCACAGGAAGCUAGGGCGAUUCAUGGCGCCUUCUUCGGGCCGAGUGCCACGGCUAGUAACGACAGUAGCGCCUUGUUGGUUGGCUCCGUGAAGACGAUCAUCGGCCACACAGAAGGCGCAGCAGGCCUGGCCGGUCUACUAAAAGCCUCCCUGUGCAUUGAAAACGCCACCAUCAGCCCAAACAUGCACUUUGAGAACCUAAAUCCUGACAUUGCUCCCUAUGCAGGCUCACUGAGAGUGCCCACCGAAGUUCUUCCAUGGCCAACCCUUUCACCGGGAACCCCUAGGCGUGCAUCAGUUAAUUCAUUUGGCUUCGGGGGCACUAAUGCCCAUAUAAUUUUGGAAAGUUACGAUGUGGGUUCAGAGAGCCAUUCCUUGAAGGGUCCACCAGCUAUUCUACCCUUCGUCUUUUCAGCAAGCUCGGAGUGGGCUUUGGGGCAGCUGCUGCAUCGCUAUUGUACAUUUCUUGAUGAGAAUCCCGACACUGACUUGACAAAUCUGGCGUGGUCAUUGUUCGCUCGACGUAGUUUACUCAGUCACCGAGUUUGGUUCUGUGCAUCAUCAGGUUCAGAAUUACGAGAUGCCAUAAAAGAAGAAAUAUGUUCCCGGCAAUCUGGCACACUUGAAACUAUCCUGGGAGCCCCGCCCUGUGGUCCAAAACGCAUUCUAGGGAUAUUUACUGGUCAGGGAGCACAAUGGGCGAAAAUGGGUAUAGAGUUGAUCAGAGCAUGCCCUGAAGCAGGUAAUUGGAUGGCCGAAAUGCAGAAAUCCUUGGACGAGCUACCAGACCAGUAUCGCGACACAGGCUUUUCGUUGAUGCACGAGCUCUCGUUGUCGCCAGACACAUCACGGAUAAACCAGGCCACCGUGUCGCAACCCUUGUGCACCGCCAUCCAAAUAGUAUUGAUAAAGAUUCUAUCGACUUUAGGAAUCAAGCUCUCAGCUGUUAUAGGGCAUUCAUCAGGCGAGAUAGCUGCUGCACAUGCAGCCGGUUUCAUCACGGCCUCUGAUGCAAUUCGCAUCGCCUAUUUCAGGGGGGUAUUUUCGCGACUGGCUCGGAGCAGGGGUGGCCAGGCAGGUGCCAUGGCAGCCGCUGGCCUGUCCCACGAGGAAGCAGAAUCCCUGUGCAGAGAGUCAAAGUGGGCAGGUCGAGUGACAAUUGCCGCCUAUAACUCUCCGAAUAGUGUAACUCUUUCAGGAGAUGCUGAUGGAAUUCACGAGUUAUGCAGUGUGAUGCAGGAUGAAGGCAAAUUCUGCAGGGCGCUAAAGGUAGACACUGCGUAUCACUCAAAUCAUAUGCUGGCUUGCUCAGCCAAAUAUAAGAAAGCGCUAGAGGAUUGUCGCAUCACACCGACUCAAAAUAGUGCGGCCGCAAAAUGGUUCUCUAGCGUACUUGAAGGUCGCAUAAUGAGCCAAGAUGACCGGAAACUACUCUCCGCAGAGUACUGGAACGAGAACUUGGUCAGCCCAGUUAGGUUCAACCAGGCUGUGGUUGCAGUAACCCGCGAUACGUCAUUUGACCUUGCCAUUGAGAUUGGGCCACAUUCAGCUUUGAAAGGGCCUUUCCAACAGAGCUUAUCUGGUCCUGAAAUACCCUAUACGAGUAUGCUCAAACGUGGCUCUAAUGACAUGCUAUCUGUCGCAUCUAUGAUUGGAACCUGCUGGGCCCACCUAGGGCCGGACUCUAUUCACCUGGCAGAACAUAUUAAGCUCUGCGAUAGCACCCGUGAGCCACAGCUCCUGAAGCAUCUCCCAUCAUACCCAUUUGAUCAUCGGGAGGAAUAUUGGGGUGUAUCACGCCUAACAGAUGUGGCGCUUAACCGCAAGGAUGCGCCGGAUGAGCUUUUAGGAAUUCUCUGUCCGGACUCAGGCGAAGGUGAAUGGCGUUGGCGCAACCACCUGCGCCACGAGGAUAUCCCGUGGAUUCAUGGGCACCGUGUUCAAUCACAGAUCAUAUUUCCCAUAAGCGCCUACUUGGCCAUGUUAUGGAAAGGUGCAAGGAUCAUUACAAACGCCCAACCAUUUCGCUUCGUCGAGAUUUCCGACGUCGAGUUAUUGCAUACAGUUGUUUUAGAUGGCCAUAUGGAGCAGAGCAUCGAAACAUUGUUCAAAGUCGAUGUGCUGACUGAAGAUAAGAACGUUGUUUAUCUGGACUUCGCGUGUUAUAUUGAAAUUGAAGGGUCUAUGCGGCGCUGUGCGUCGGGGAAAUCGUCGCUCCAUAAAGGAGAGCAGUCCUCAAUGCUGCUACCUACUCAACCAUUUGAUGACUGCAGCCUGACGCUGACGGAUUCUGCUCCAUUUUAUUCAACACUGGCCAAGUUGGGAUAUGAAGUCUCUGAAGAGCUCAAGGUGAUUUCCAAGCUGCACCAUCAUGUCCCUCAUACACGCGGAUUCUUAAGGAACCUGGAACAGACGUGCCCAAAGACCCAAGUUUACUAUGGAGCAGCCCUUGACGCUUCAAUUCAAACUCUUCUAGCAGCCGCAGACGCACAGAGUCCGAGACUAUUGUCGGUCCCUUUUGUGCCGAGUAAGAUUAGGCGGAUUGUUCUAAAUCCCAUGUCACUGCACUCGCAUUUACUAAAGAAUGCAGUGGUAUUCGACAGUAUCUUGAGCAAUGCUACUAGCUAUAAAAUAGAAGGCGACGUUGAUCUGUUCGCGGACGGGGGACAAGGGAUUAUGCAGCUAGAGGGCGUUACCCUUGUGCCAUCCAGGGAGCCGGACGCGGGCAGUCACACACUGUUUUCAGAAGUUGCCUGGGGCCGUUUGGUUCCACAUGUCACUGCAGAUAACGCAGAUCUACCUAUCGGGGUCGAGGAUACGGACCUGGAGGCACUUGAGCGGAUUUCCCUCUGCUAUCUGGCCCACGCGGCCAGGCUUGUCCCACAGCACGAACGAAUCCACACGAGUGGCCAGACUGCCGCCUUACUGGACUGGAUCGAUAAUGUACUAGAGCAGACGAGCGCCGGAAGUCAUCCGACCUGUCGUAAGGAGUGGAUGUUUGAUACAAUCGAACGAGUUGAAGCGCUAGCGCCCGAAGGCUCAAGCUGUAGAACCUAUGGCAUUCUGCACACGGCAGGCAGAAACCUGCUUAAUAGUGUUCGACAGCAGGGCGAGGUAGAGGCAUCAUGCGAUCUUUUGGAUCAAUGGCAAAAGAAUUCAGUUCAUCUCCAUAAGCUCAGAUGUCGCAUGCGGGACGUGUUGGAGCAGAUCUGUUUCCGAUAUCCCCAUCUGAACAUUCUUGAGGUGGGAGGCGCAGGGUACGCAGAAGCAAAUGAUGCAUUGGUUGGUAUGGGCCUGGCUUUCAAGUCUCAUGUACGCACGCAACCACCCAGUUACUGCGCAACGGCACAAAGUGACGUGGACAACCAACAUGAGCAGCAAAUCAUACACCUUGAUUUGUCCAUGAACCCAGUGAACCAAGGUUACACAGAGCAUUCGUACGAUGUGGUUCUAAUUCCCAGUGUACUCUAUAACCAUACCGCCCGCGAGCAAGCGUUGUUGAACCUUCGUCGCCUCUUGAAACCAGGUGGUUAUUUAUUGGCUAUCCAGGAGACGAAUCCAUCCGUACUCCAUACCGUGGUUCUUGCAGCUUCCGUUGGCCUUAAGGGAGAGGAAAUAUGGACACCCGAUAUGUGGCAUUCUACCCUUCAGGAUAGUGGCUUCUCCGGGGUUGAUACGAUAACUCCCGCCGUCGGAGCGUCUCUGCAGCCCUACUCUUUGAUAGUGUCACAGGCAGUCGAUGAUACAGUUAAUACCCUUCGAGACCCAUUGAUGAGUGCUAGGACAGCCGCCGACGAGCGUGAUCUUUACAUCAUUGGAGGCAAUACUCCUGAAACUGUGAAUCUUUUGCAGGGGCUGGAAGCAAUUCUGACCCCGAGGUUCCGCUCACUCGUUAAGGUUCCGGAAUUGAAAGCGUUCCGCGUGGUGGGCCAAACCCAGAUAAAUGUCCUUUACCUGGACGGUAUAGGCACCGCAUACUCCGAAGACCUUGAUGAAGACCGAUACAAUGCAAUUGAAAACAUGGUGAACAUGAGUGACAAUAUCCUCUGGGUGAAACGAGGGACUAGGUCCAGUAUCUGGAACCAAGGUAACGUUACUGCCGUGUUGCGCAGUCUCUCUUCGCAAAAGCAGAAUCUUCGCCUGCAGUGCCUUGUACUGAGUCAUGGCACUCAGCCCACCGCGUGUAGCCUUGCAACGGCGCUUCUUCGGGUGACUGACAGUUCAGUUAGUAAUGAUCACCAACUCCCAACACACGUAUGGAGCAACGAGCCCCAUUUGUUAUUGGAGGAUGGAGUGGUCUACAUCCCCAGGAUGAGGUAUAGUGAAUUAAUGAACCAGCGAGCGACCGCCUAUCAGCAAACCACAUACCAAGACGUCCAGCUCUCAAAGUCUGGAGUCCGCCUUGUUUCCAGCUCCGGCCAUCAUCACUUGGCCAUACAGCCAGUGGUGCUUGAGGAACCUGAAAAGAUUCGAAUCCAAGUAACGUUAUCCUCGCAGUCGGCAAUCAAGAUCGGUGAUGCGUAUUUGUAUCUUGUCGUUGGGAAGGUGCUCAACGGGCAGUCCUCCGUUAUUUCUCUUUCGGACGAAUGUGCUUCGGUUGUUUCAGUUCCAUCUUGCUGGGUCUGGCCGUUCGAGCGUAUUGCUCAAGAUGGGCCGAAGGCCCUGAUGGCUGUGAUCUUGGCACUUACAGCUGUAGCAGCAGUGACCCUCGCUGGUCCGAACACCACUCUCGUCGUCCACGAGCCUUGCAACCCUCUUCGGGCGCUACUAGUAGCCUGUGCGCAUAUACAAAAUGUGUCAUUGCUGUUCACAACCGGCAGUUCUGAAUCCGCCACAUCUGAUCGUUUUAUCCAUCCAUUGAGCCCCAAUCGCGUUCUUGUUAAGUUACUUCCAGAUAACGUAUCGAUGAUAUUGAGGUGUGCUGAAGAGACUGGGGGCAUAUUCUCUCGCUCAGACUUACCGCUAGCUCCGGGCGUUACUGUGGCAGGAAUCGAAGACCUCUUCUCCUCGGAGCCCUGCAUACGGGGCCAUAAAGCCAGCAGUUCCACAAUUGCAAACUUUCUGCACAUAGCUCUAGGUCUAACGGAGGGCGGAGAUUAUGCUAGGGACCCGGGAUGUAGCGUGAUUGAUGUCCAGCAGCUUGCUGGUUUGAAAUAUGACACAGGACUACCGGCAGUGGUCGAUUGGUCUAAGCAUUCCUUUGUUCGAACCAUCGUGCAGAAAGCUAGCUCUGAGCUGUUGUUUUCCGCGGAGCUGGCUUAUCUUGUUAUAAAUAUGGAUGGGGCAACGGCGAUGCUAGUAGCAGAAUUACUAAUUCAUAAAGGCGCGAGAAAGGUCGUGCUCAUAGAGUCAUCCUCUGCUGUUGAUCGGGAUUGGAUACAUGAAAUGGCCCAGCUAGGAGCCCAGGUGAAUUUUAUGAGCAUGAAUAUCACCGAUCAGGAGUCGGUCGUUGCGGUGAAAAGCACCAUCAUUCAAGAUAUCGGCCAGAUAGGAGGUGUUAUUAGUGGGGUUAUUAGGACAUUUGACCCUGAUAUUACGCCAGACACGGCCUCCAUAACCGUCCAAAGCACAUCACUACCUAAGAUCCACGGCGCCAGAAUUCUGAGCGAUGUGUUUAAUGGUAGCGAAAUGAAUUUCUUCAUUCUUUCCGCGCCAAAUAUGUGGCCAGCUGGUUUUCCAAGCCAAUAUGAGACUUCUCUGAAUGGCGCCGUUUUAUUCGAUACUGCAUAUGAGCGGAAACGUAAGGGCUUAGUAGCCAGCAUAAUACAUUCCAAAUCCCUUGCGAAAAUGGGCCUUUCGAAAGAGGAUAUUGGUGAAGUAUUUGCAGAAGCCAUCAUUGGCGGCCGCGUGUCUUCCCAGGGUGCCCUAAAUGUGAUCCCUGCGGCAGCUAUUGACCAGGGCAUGAAGAAUUCAGACGUUGCUUUCUCUCAGAACCCGAUUCUUUGGUCUAUGAUUGGUCCCGAAGCUACUCCUUCAACACCAGUAGAGGGGCAGUCCAGAGGGCAAGACCUCACCCUUAAAGAGGAGCUGAUCAGGAGUGGCCGAGAGAUUGAUAACUUGCAGAAGAUUAUCCAACGGAGAUUCACUGCAAAGCUUCAGAAGACCCUUCGACUGAGGAAAGAGGACCCUAUUCUUGCCAAUACAGCGUUAUUCGAGCUAGGGGUAGACUCAUUGGUUGCUACCAGCCUUCGCUCAUGGUUUGUGAAUGAAAUGGGUAUCGACAUGCCAAUCAUGAACCUUCUCAACAACGCAUCGAUUGGCUCAUUGGUCCAAUAUUCUGCUAAGGAGUGGCUUACCCAAACAGCGAAACAAGAUGAACAGGGCUCGUCAGUUUCUUGGGCACAAGGAUCCUCCGAAAGCUCCGGCUCUGCUUCACCGACCACUAGAAGCUCGGGUGCCGCAUCGAAUUUGGGAGACAUGCCAUUGUGCAAAGGAGAAUAUGCCCGAGUAGAACACCUAUCAUAUGCACAAUCUCGGUAUUGGUUUCUUCAACAAUAUUAUGAAGACCGGGCAGCAUUCAAUGUCACCCUCCUUUUUACUAUGGAUGGCCAACCCUCUGAAGCGGAUCUACAAUCAGCUAUCCAGAUUGUCAGCCAAAGGCACCAAUCGCUGAGAACGUGCUAUCUGAGUGAGGGAGCAGAGAUGAAGAGUGCAUGCCAGGCCAUCUUGCCUAUCUCUCCAGUGACUUUGGAAGUGUGUGAUAUUGAAGACGAGUCCGGGCUGUUCGAUGAAUAUGCCCGAAUCUGUGACCAUCCGUAUGAUACAGAGAAGGGAGAAUGCAUUCGAUUCCGCUUGGUCAAGACUCCUGCGGCCGACAGUACAUUCCUGAUAAUUGGAUACCCUCAUAUGUGCAUGGACGGUGCUAGCUGCUUCAUUCUCCUUGAGGAACUUGAUCAAGCAUAUAGGAAACUCUCGCUGCCACCAGUUUCUCGUCAAUACCCAGACUUCGCCGCUGCACAAAGAAUAUCGUAUGAACAAGGAAUGCUGCAGAGAGAAUUAGACUACUGGAAGAAGGAGCUGAACCCGUUACCGGAGCCAGUUGGACUUCUUCCAAUGACCAAAGUGCGCUCUCGUCCACCCCUUAAGGAGUAUGACACGCACGAGCUCCAGUUCUGUAUCUCGAAUACUAUAAUGGACAGAAUUCGAUCUCAGUGCCGUAGGCACCGAGUCACUCCAUUUCACUUUUCUCUAGCGGUGCUGAGAAUCCUUCUGGCUCGUCUUACCAAGACACAGGACUGUUGCAUUGGAGUUGCUGAUUCUAACCGACUGGAUCCUAGCAACGAAAGCACGGUGGGAUUUCUUUUGAACUUGCUGCCACUACGUUUCCGGACACUUCCAGAUAAUUUCACCGAUGUUCUUGCGGGUACCCGGGACGCAUGCUAUGGUGCGCUGACCCACUCUGCUAUGCCUUUCGAUAAACUGCUCGACGAACUAGCAGUCCCCCGGAGCAACACACAUAGUCCACUGUUUCAGGUCCUAAUGGAUUGGCAACCUCGCCUUGGAGGUGAAGUGAAACUAGGAGACAUAACCUCAUCCUGUACGAAGAUGACUGUCGGACGAACAAUCUAUGACCUUACGCUUCUCGUCACCGAGUCUGCUCGAGGCGAUGCGACAAUUCACUUCCGGACCCAGAAAGCACUUUACUCCAAGGAAGGCAGUGAGGUUCUUGCUCGCAGUUACAUUAACCUUUUGGAAGCGUUCACGGGUGACCUCGAUCUUCAAGUGCAUGCACCAUGCAUUUGGCACCCUUCAGACCUGGAGCGCGCUGUUGAGGUUGGCCAAGGCCCGACUUACAAGUCACAAUGGCCUUCCACUGUAUCAAGAAGGAUCGAGGAAGUUUCUGUCGCCCAGCCAAGCAACACUAUCGCUGUAAUGGACACCAAAGGUCGCAGCUUCACCUAUCGAGGGAUGAUGGAUCGUGUACGCACGUUGGCCUUUGCAUUGCGGGAUGUCGGUGUCGGCCCGGGUUCAUUUGUCUGCAUAUUCCAGCACCCAACCGCAGAAUGGGUGUGUUGCAUGCUCGCGAUCUGGCGCCUCAAUGCAGUCUAUGUGCCGCUUGACCUACGUAACCCGCCCAGCCGACUAAUGACGGUCAUCCAAGACUGUCAACCCACAGCUAUAUUCUGUAAUGAUGAAACGGACCCCAACGUUAGAGACCUAGGUUGCCCUGGCAUAGCGCUACUAAAUACGUCGGAAAUUUGCGCCUACGGCGGCUUACCAUUAACCGUUCAUGAUCUCUCGAGCCCAGAUGCGCCUGCCGCUGUUCUUUACACAAGUGGGUCAACUGGCAAGCCCAAAGGUAUUCUGCUUCGACACUCUAGUAUCCGAAAUCAAGUUGAGGGAUACACACGGCGCUGGGAGUUAGGGCCGGAGGUAGUACUCCAACAGGGAGCCAUGACAUUCAAUCACUCGUUGGAUCAGAUAUUGACGGGUCUUUGUACCGCUGGCCGCGUGGUGGUGGCCACACGCGAUAUUCGCGGGGAUCCUGUGUCGCUUACCAAGUUGAUUGGGGAUGAACAAAUCACUUAUACCAAAGCAACUCCGGCUGAAUAUUCAAUGUGGCUGCGGUAUGGGUCUGCCUCACUGCGUACAGCUACCAACUGGAAACAUGCCUUCGGGGGUGGCGAGCACCUGACCACUACACUCUCGCAGGGAUUCCAGGCGUUGGAACUACCCAAUCUAUCUCUGUACAACUCGUAUGGACCAGGGGAGAUUACUAUCUCCUCUCACAAAAUGAAGAUUGACUACAAAGAGCCUAGUGUGACUCCGGAUGACAUUUUUCCCGUCGGCUUCUCGUUACCUAAUUAUACCACAUAUGUUGUCGACGAGGACAUGCAGCUCGUGCCCCCCGGAGUCUCGGGCGAGAUUUUGAUAGGGGGUGCUGGGCCGUGCUUAGGAUAUCUUCAUCGUGAAGCCUUGACUGCAGAGAAGUUUAUCGAAAGCCACUUUGCAUCAUCUGAAUACACCCAGUCUGGCUGGACCAGGGCAUACCGAACUUUUGAUCGUGGUCGCCUACUAAGUGAUGGGUCCCUGGUGAUCGAAGGUCGGUUGGAUGGAGACACACAAGUGAAGAUCCGUGGCAUCCGAAUUGAGCUUGAGGACAUCGAAAAUAGUAUCAUCCAAGCUUCAGAUGGCAAGGUGCUGAAUGCGGUGGUCUCUAUCCACGGUGAGGACAGCCAGCUGCUCACAGCUCAUGUUGUCCUUGCACCGAGUACACAGGGCGGUGCACCUUCUGACCUCGACGGCUUCCUCCAGCAGCUGCGAGCAAACCUUCCUCUUCCGCAAUAUAUGUGUCCAUCUGUCUUCAUACCGGUCCAUGACUUUCCCCUCACCAUCCAUGGUAAGGUAGACCGAAAAGCCAUUCGUGCCAUGCCACUGCCACAAGCACCCACGAGCAACCGCCCUGUCGAGGAGCUGUCGGGGACAGAAGCCAUGCUCCGGGAGAUCUGGGCUCAGGUUCUGGAAUCGACCUCACUAGAUGCUACUGGCGUCGGUCGCGAGGAUGACUUCUUCAUGGUAGGAGGAAAUUCUGUUUUGCUAGUCAAGCUCCAAGCGCUCAUCCGGCAGACCCUGCGAGUCUCUGUGCCGCUGGUGGAGCUUUUCUCAGCAAGCACCUUGGGUGCCAUGGCCGGAGUUGUACAAAAUGCGAUCCCUACCAUUGAGCUCAAUUGGAUGGAGGAAACGUCGCUGCCGGACCUGGCCAUCAAUCACGAACCACCGCGGCCGGUAACAGAUCAAGGCAUCGUCAUUGUCUUAACUGGCGCCACGGGCUUUCUGGGCCACGUAAUUCUCCAACGGCUCCUUGCCGAACCUACCGUGUCUCAUAUAUAUGCUGUUGGAGUCCGUACCGAGGGCAGAGGCAUUGGCCGACCUCUUCCUUCAGCUUCUCCUAAAUUCACCGCGCUGAACGGAGACCUUGGUCAACUCAUGUUUGGGCUCGAUGAAAGCACCUUUGCUACGCUGGCAGCUUCCGCCCAUGUCAUAAUUCAUUCCGGUGCCAACCGGUCAUUUUGGGACGCUUACCCCAUCAUUCGUGGCGCGAACGUGCUAGGCACCAAGAAUGUCGUCGCCCUUGCCAGCCACCGGAAAAUCCCGAUCCAUUUCCUCUCCAGUGGUGCGGUAGAGAAGGUAGUUGAAAGCAAUGCCGCCCCGCCGACAGACGGCCGUAAUGGAUAUCUCGCAUCAAAGUGGGCAAGUGAGAAGAUCCUAACAACGGCGGCUGAGAAGAUGAACACGCAGGUGACCAUCCACCGUCUCACACAGGCCCCGAAUGUGCAACCGCCACCGCAGGAUAUAAUUGCCGCCUUUUCUGCAAUAGCAGAACAGAUGAACUGCAUUCCAACGGCCCAGGGAUGGGGUCGCCUCAUCUCCCUUCUGCCUCUCGGCGAGCUGGCUACGUCUAUUGUAAGGUGUGCAUUGAUCAGUGUUGGUCAACAGGUAUCAGCAAAAGUGACGAUCGAAAAUCAUAUGAUCUCGACCACAUUUGAGUUAUCGGAUGCAGCAGAAGCUGUUGACAGGACUGUUGUAGGAGCCGAUCAGAUGGACUCUCUGCAUAUGCUGUAUUGGCUUGGUAGAGCAAAGAGGGAAUCAAAGUUCCCGUGGUUUGUCGCUGCGCAGGAUGUCAUUGUCAACUCGGAGUGCCAAACUGUACGUGUUGAGUUGGACUAG